GGACUAGAGGCUCAGGCGGCAGAUGAGGAGUCGCUAAUCGCGCUUGCAUACACCAGUGGAACGACGGCGAGGCCAAAGGGGGUAGAAUAUAUCCAUCGAGGAUGCUAUCUUGCUGCGCUUGGGAACAUCAUCGAGUCGGGAUUGAACUUCCAGCAAGGAAGAUGCGGCUACCUGUGGAUUCUGCCUAUGUUCCAUGCCAUGGGUAUGCUAUUCACCAUCUGCAUUCUACUGAGACUACUUUUAACUACCAAAGGAGUGUCGAAAGAUGUGCGCUGCUAACUAGAUGGUCAACAGGAUGGACGUUCCCCUGGUCUAUCACUGCGGUCAGGGGGACUCACUUCUGUCUUCGCAAGAUAGACUACCCUGAGAUAUGGCGGAUGUUGAAGCAAGAGAACAUCACUCACUUCAACGCCGCUCCCACGGUCAACACGCUGCUAUGCGCUGCAAAGCAGGCAGAGAGACUGUCACGGCCGGUCAGAGUUACCGUGGCUGCCAGUCCGCCCACUGCCCAUCUCUUUGAGCAGAUGACCAGCGUCAACCUUCAUCCGGUCCAUGUCUACGGCCUCACAGAAACCUACGGUCCCAUCACAAAGGCGUAUCAUAUGCCAUUGUGGGACACGAUCCCGCUCAAGGAGAAGUACAAGAGGAUGGCAAGGCAGGGCCACGGCUUCCUGACCAGUCUGCCUGUCCGGGUUAUCAAGACCGAUGUUCCUGAGGGCACCAUCAUCGACGUCCGCAAAGACGGCAAGGAGAUCGGAGAGAUCGUGUUCACGGGCAACAUCUGUGCCCGAGGCUACUACAAGGACGCAGCAGCCACCGACAAGCUCUUUGCCGGCGGUGUCCUGCACUCCGGUGACUUGGCUGUGUGGCAUUCGGACGGAGCCAUCCAGAUCCUCGACCGGGCAAAGGACAUUAUUAUCAGUGGGGGAGAGAAUAUAUCCUCUGUCGCUCUCGAAGCCAUGCUGGCCACGCAUCCAGACAUCCUCGAAGUCGGCGUCGUAGCCGUCUCGGACGCCCACUGGGGCGAGAGGCCCAAGGCCUAUGUUACCACCCAGACCGGCAGGCAGGUCACCGGCCCCGACAUCAUCGCCUGGGCCAAAAACUCCAGCGGCAUCAGUCGAUUUAUGGUGCCGCGGGAGGUCGAGAUCGUCCCGGAGCUGCCAAAGACCAGCACCGGCAAGAUCAAGAAGAAUGUGCUGCGAGAAUGGGCCAAGGGCGCCUCGCAAGCUUCAUAG
Trichophyton rubrum CBS 118892 is the source of this 1235-nucleotide messenger RNA. RefSeq lists its product as uncharacterized. The record is from RefSeq and is a predicted model, not a curated record. Bases 102 to 1235 code for a protein of 377 amino acids. The transcript has 2 exons. Lineage: Eukaryota; Fungi; Ascomycota; Eurotiomycetes; Onygenales; Arthrodermataceae.